GGUUAGAUUCCGACAUCGUCAGAUUCUUCUCUAUUUCCUUACUGUCUCAUCUACUCCUUUGUGCGUCAGUAUUGGACAGGAUUACUCCUGGCCAGUUCAUCUCCUCCCAUGACACCUUAGUCUCCGACGGCGGCGCUUUCAUGAUGGGCUUUUUCUCCCCUUCAAACUCCAGCAGUGAUAUUUACGUCGGAAUUUGGUACAACAUCCCCCAGAGGACCGUCGUAUGGGUGGCCAACAGAGAGAAGUCGAUCAAUGACUCCUCCGCAGCGGUUCUUAGCAUCGCCGAAGACAGCAACCUCAUCAUUAAUGACUCCCGAGGAAUCACCAUCUGGUCAUCGUCCUUAUCAGGCUCGGGUACAACGAGCAACGGCACAGAACUGGUGCUACUCAACUCCGGAAAUCUAGUUCUCAGAAAAAGCAAGAACAACAUCCUGUGGCAAAGCUUUGAUCACCCAACAGACACCUUUCUCAUAGGUAUGACUAUUGGUUUCAACUACGUGAACACACAUCCACCAGUCAUAUUCUUCACAUCCUGGAAGAACGGGAAUGAUCCAUCACCUGGAAAAUUUUCCUUUGGAAUUGAUUCCAAUGCUUAUCUCCAGCUCCUCACAUGGCGCGGGUCGAUGAUCUACUGGAGAAGCCAAGUGUGGGACGGGAAUUUGAUGGGCAGAGCGUCAUCGCGUAACUUCACCUCCAUGAUAUACUUGACGCUCACACGAAGAAACGAUGGCUUUUCCUUGGAGCUGAGUGUCUCAGAUCCAUCAUCCUUUGCUCGAUGCACACUGCACCAUUCAGGAGCCAUGCAGUGCUCGUCCUGGGACAGAAUCUCGCAGAACUGGCAAAUCUAUUCCUCUGUACCAACUAACGAUUGCAAUUUGUAUGGCUGGUGUGGUCAGUUUGCUUACUGUGAUCCUUAUGCAACUCUGGCCGCAUGCAAGUGUUUGGAAGGAUUCGAACCUACGUUACAAAGUCAAUGGGAUAUUGGCAACUACUCAGCCGGUGGCAGCAGGAGGAUGCUCCUUCAAUGUGGUGAGGGAGAUGAGUUUCAGAGAGUGGAAGGGAUGAAAUUGCCAGACCAGUUUGUCUAUCUUAGAAACAGGAACCUUGGUGACUGCAAAUCUGAAUGCAUCAGAAAUUGUUCAUGUACAGCUUAUGCUUAUGCUGAAGUGACUCAGGAUAACAGCACUAUGACACGAUGCUUGGUUUGGAUGGGGGAGUUGAUAGACACUGAGACGUUUCCUGCUGGAGGACAAGAUCUCUAUUUGCGACUCAUGAACUCAACUUCAAGUACAUUGGGCAGCAAGAGUAAAUCAAGAAAAACAAUAAUCAUAGUCUCCCUUUCUUCAGCAAUCUUUUGCUUGGUCUGUAGCUUCAUGCUGUGGAAGUUCCGUAAGGAAAUAAAAGGUAUAUGUCUGAGUGUAAAUUCCCAGAACAAUUUAAUAGUCUUUGAUGAAAGUUCAGGAGAGGAACCUGUACAAGGUCAAAAACUUCCUUUGAUCCAUUUUGAUGUCCUACUUGUUGCCACAGACAAUUUCUCUGAUUCAAACAAGCUGGGACGAGGAGGUUUUGGCAUAGUUUAUAAGGGUAAACUUCCCAGUGGACAAGAAAUUGCUGUUAAAAGACUUUUGAUAGGAUCCGGGCAAGGCGCCAUGGAGUUUAAGAAUGAGAUGAUUACGAUUAUAAAGUUGCAGCACAAGAAUCUCGUCAAGCUUCUUGGUUGCUGUGUCCAUGGUGAAGAGAAACUACUAGUCUAUGAGUACAUGCCCAACAAAGCAUUGGAUUUCUUCCUAUUCGAUCCAGCACAAAAAAUAGAGCUUGAUUGGGGUAAGAGAUUCAACAUAAUUAAAGGGAUUGCUCGUGGACUUCUUUAUCUCCAUGAAGAUUCGAGAUUACGAAUAAUACACAGAGAUCUCAAGGCUAGUAACAUAUUAUUGGACAGAGAUAUGACUCCUAAGAUAUCCGAUUUUGGAAUAGCAAGGAUUUUUAGAGGAAAUCAGAAUGAAGCAAAUACAAAAAGAAUUGUUGGAACAUAUGGUUAUAUGUCUCCAGAAUAUGCACUGCAGGGACUCUUUUCUGUAAAGUCUGAUGUUUAUAGUUUUGGAGUACUACUCCUUGAGAUUUUGAGAGGAUGUCAGAUCAGUAGCUUCCCCGAAAACAGGAACUAUCAUAAUCUUCUAGAUUAUGCAUGGAAACUCUGGAGCGAAGGCAAUGCAAAGGAGUAUAUAGAUCCAUCCAUUGCAAACUCGUGCAAUUUGGAUCAAGCAAUAAAAAGCAUCCAUGUUGGUCUCUUGUGUGUGCAAGACAACUCAAAUGAUCGACCCAACAUGUCAUUAGUUGUUUUCAUGCUGGAAAACAAAAUUACAAUCUCUUCAACACCUAGACAACCAGUUUUUACAAUACAAAAAAUACCAAAUCUCAAUGGAAGCGACCCAGCAUUAAUAAACUCGAGAGACUCUUUCAAUAGCAUGACCAUCACAGCAGAGGAAGGUCGGUAGAACGAAAGUUUAUUGAACAUCUUUUUUCUAAUAACUUCACAGGUUGAUUUAUUAUUUUCUACAAAAUAGUAAAGGUAAUAACAUUUGUUAUAGUAACACCCAUUAAAGUUCAGCAUGACAUAAAAGCAUGUAUGUCU
Molecule: messenger RNA, 2632 nt
Organism: Zingiber officinale
Lineage: Eukaryota; Viridiplantae; Streptophyta; Magnoliopsida; Zingiberales; Zingiberaceae
Product: G-type lectin S-receptor-like serine/threonine-protein kinase B120
Exons: 7
Coding region: 141-2495 (784 amino acids)
Biological process (GO): protein phosphorylation; recognition of pollen
Molecular function (GO): protein serine/threonine kinase activity; ATP binding
Source: RefSeq, a predicted model, not a curated record